AUGAUAAAUACGCGCAAAUACAUAAACGAUAUCAAAACUGUUGCAACUCAGCUAGAAGAAUACGCCACCCAGUGCUUCAAGGAUGUAUCCGAUUAUUUCCUACAACUACACAACUUCCUACAAAAUGAGGAACAUCGCAUUUUAGAAGACUUACAUUUCCAAUGUAUGGAACCCCAGCAGACUAUUCGAGAUGCAUUUGGAAGACUAGGCGAGUCACAGAGUAUUUUAAAUAAAAUGCGCACCGAAUUGGAACAAUAUCAGCGAGGAGUACCUGUGGAUAUACAUCUACGCAAUGUGUUCGAUAAUUACAAUGCCCAAUUAGAGCAGAUUGAAUGCCAUGUACAUAUUUCAGAACUUACAAAAAGUCCUUUCACUUUUGAGGUAAAACACGAUAUGCGCAAAGAUUUUUCACAAUUUUUCAGUCUCAAUUACGUCGAUCCAAAGAUCAGCUUACGCUUCACGCCCGUCUAUAGUGAUUUAAAUCAAACUUUCGGCGAAGUAAGAUCAGAUACAUCCGAUGAAAUGGAUGUUGACCGUUACACUGAAAAGCACAAACGUAAAAAUAAUGAAAAGAAUAAAAAGAAACGACAAGCACAACGACAAAACGACAACGAAGAUGAUGUCUCCAAUAACGACAACACUUCGGAUACGGAAACACAAGUCCCGGUACUGCGCGACAAAGGGCUGGUGCGCAUCAGCUAUGUGAAAUCGCCAGAACAUUUCUAUGUACAAACUAAGAAUGCAAUUCGCCAAAUACGGGAACUUUCAAAUAAAUAUGUAAAUUUCAUGCAAACCGAUGUAAUACCGAAAGUUAUCGCUGAAGGCCAAUGCUAUAUGACUUAUCAUGCCGAUGAUAAUCAAUGGUAUCGCGCUAUGGUGAAGAAAACACUAUCACAGGAUCUCUAUAAGGUGUUUUUAGUCGAUUUCGGCUUGCACGUGGAAAUGCCAAAAGAACGAUUCUGUGAAAUCGAUCGCAAAUCGCUUAACGUUCCCUUCGCUGCCAUCCGUUGCGCCAUAAAUGAUAUAAUGCCGGCAGGUAAAGCAUGGAACGAAGAGGCUAAUAAUUUACUUAUAGAAAUUACACGCAAUCAAUUUGUGCGCAUCAGCAUUAUCGAACGCAUCAAGGAAAAUAUACUUUCAGUUGAUCUAAUCACUACUUCGGGCGAAGAAACGAUUUCGGUGCGGGAUUCUUUUUUAUACACCGGCCUGGCGCGGGAGAGGUCAGGCGAAGCGAACAUGCCGCCACCACUUAAGAAAAUAUCUCCCACGGCGCGUACAAGUCAAAGAUUGCCGAAACAUUAUUUUCAUAAUGGGGAUAUGUUGGUUGUAAAAGUGGGAUAUAUUGAAAAUCCGCAUAUUUUCUAUGUUAUAAAGAUGGACACUAUUGAGGCAGCACAAAGUCUGAAAACCAAUUUGAAUUUCAAAUAUUCGGACUCGACUAUGACAUUGCAACCUAUUUUUGUGGCUCCACUACAAAUGUGCUGUGCUGUACAUAUCGAGGAUAUAUGGCACCGAGCACGCGUCGAGGAAAUACGCGGCGGUGGCAAAAUUCUUGUACACCUCGUAGACGAAGGUUCACAACAAAUUGUUAAUUGGCGUCAAAUUUACCCACUUACCAACAAAUUUCGCAGUCAAAAGGAGUUCGCCAUCAAAUGCGCCCUAGCCGAUGUCGAACCGUUGCAAAAUAAUAACUACGCCUGGACUGCUGAAGCCAUUCGCGAAUUUAGCCAACUGUCUGCCAAUCCCACAUUACAAAUGACCAUCCUCUCAUCCAGUCAAACUACAUUCCGAGUAUCAUUGCAUGUUUGCAAAAAGCAUAUGGACAUCAAUAUUGGCGCAAUGCUUGCCAAGUACGGGCACUGCAUAUCGACUGGUGAGAGUUCGCAAGUGGUGGAAGUUUUGAAAACGCCAAAGAAACGCUUGAAUUUACCUAUGAAUCCAUUGACAGAUGGCUUGCCGGUAAAUAUGAAUUUCAAAGACAAAGACAUGACAUUGCAGGGCAAUAACCCACAUACGACGGACGCCGUAGCGCGCAGUAGUAACCCUGUAAAGGUGCUCAAACGCACACCAGUCAAUGUUAUGCAUAUCGCAGAUCCUGGCGAGUUUUAUAUAAAUAUUUCCAGUCUCACAACAGGCAUUACCAAAUUUCACAAUCAAUUGCAACAGGCACAAAGUGAUGAACAAUCAAAUGCAUCGAGCUUUUCAUUAAGCUCGCAAAAUACGAAAAAUUGGUCUGUUGGCGAACGCUGCUUGGUCUAUACGAAAUAUAAAAGUGACUAUGCCAAGAAUAUAAAUAUUUCAUCCAGUCAGCGCGAAUGGUAUCGCGCUAUUAUAAUUUUGAUAAAAACUGAAGUCGAAUGUCAAACUUAUACGGUAUUUUUGCGUGAUAUCGGUGCUACCAUCGCAGGUAUUACCGGUGAUCAGCUGAGAGUUAUAGAUCAUCAGUGGGAUCGCGUAACAAAUGCAGUGUAUCGCUGUCACUUGGCAUGCGUCGAGCCAACCGGUGGCAUGUCGACAUGGUCCCAUUCCGCCAUCGAUUAUUUCAAACACACUGUCAUCUCAUUUGAAUCACUUUCCGCAACUAUGCAAGGUAAACGCACGCCUGAUUCAAACUCACUACCCAUUGUGCUUUGGGGUACAAUCACCGAAACCGAGGAUCCCUUGGCGCCUUGCAUAUCGAAGCAUUCGAUAAUCAAUCGUAUUCUAGUGAAAGCCGGGCUUGCACAUUCGGUGCAACGCUUGGACGUUACAGAACAACUUGAUAAAUUGCUGCAAAUGGAGUUGGCGGAAGGCGAGAUUACCAUGGAGGAGUGGAAUAAGAAUUUCUCGGCUAAUGCCGCGAUAAAAGAAAUUGAUCGUUGUGCACAACAGCCAACCAAUGACUUCAAUAAAUGGAAGGACACUGAUAAUUUUGUAAGAGCUGAUGAGCGGCAUGAUGGCGAACACAUACCUCAGCUGAACUUCAUCUUGGAUAUCGAAAUGAAUGAUGAGGCCAGCAGCAAACCCACGGUUUUCACUGCAAAAGCACCUGAAGCUUGGCUGCACUCUAAACCAAAUGAUAAAUCAAUUUUCGCCGCCAUACCAACAUACGUCGACUAUGAGGCCAUUAUUUACUUGCACGAUGCAAACGAUGAGGACUUGCUUAACGAAAUGCGAGCACACUUCAUGAAAAUUUACAGCGAAUAUCAAUUGCCGAACGCCUUCGUCCCCACCUACACACCCGGUCAGGGUUGUUUGGUGCGCUAUCAUGUGGAUAAGCGUUUGUAUCGCGGCAUUAUACAAGAACUAAAGAAAGACGAUUACAUUGUACAAUUUAUUGACUACGGCAAUGUCGAGUCAGUUAAAUAUCAAGACUUGUAUCCGUUUGCGCCAUACCCGAAGUUGCCGCGUAUAGCACAUAAAUAUCGUAUUGGGGGUAUAUGUGCCAAGGCCGAUAACGGUGUCUAUACCACAGAUGUGCUCGAUAUUAUACAUGUCACAAUUGUGGAAAAACUUGUUUCCGUACGUGUAGCCGCCGCCGAGCUACAAAAGCCGAUAAAGGCGUGUAGUAUGCGUUUGUCCAAGAUGGAUGUUGCAGAGUAUCUCAUUGAAGGUGGGCAUGUUCUGCGAGAAACUGCGCAAGGUCGUCGCACAAUUAAGCCACAACAUAAGAAAUUGAAACCGUUUGCUAAUAUGGAGUUGACCACUGAUAAUGAUGAUGACGCUGAUGGCGCUGACAAAGCUUUACCGGACAUAAAAGCGGAUACAAUUUUCCAAUUUAAGUACACUAAACACCAUCACGACCAUGAUGAGGACAUCAAAGUUACCGACUCGAGCGACAGUGAUAACUCAAUUGCAAGUUUCCUCGAUAUGCUGAUUGAUAAUUUAGACGAUCACGUUCACCUAAAUAGUGAUGAAUGCGUUAAUGACGACCUAAUGCGUGAUGAUCGCAUGCCAACGAUGACAACGCCAGCACAGGCCGCACAUUUGACACUGCAACAGGAGCAAACACACCAACAGACAUUUGUGCCACCUUGCAAGAAGCGCAUGUUCGACACCAACGAGUACAAGCAAAUGCAUAAACAAAUGUUGCAUGAAAAUUUGUAUGGCAGUGAACAUUUUAUGAAAAGUGAAUUGGCCGCCAUACAAAGUGACAAUGUUUGCAGUGGCGGUGACAUGAGUGCAGCUACAGUCGCUGGCAUUUGGGGUAUUGGAGAUGAUGACGACGAUGCCGCCGUUGUAGAGUUGGAACAGAGUUUUGCGCUAAACUACUGGCAUACCGUAGACGAUGAUACAGAACGUCAAAAGGCUAAGGAAAAAGAAAAGCAUGUGGAGAAAGAGAUAAAGAAGGAAUUGAAGAAGGAGAAGGCAAAGGAGCAACAACAGAGGACACUAGAGAAACCAAGGGGUAGAGAAAUAGAAAUACGCGACAGUGCCAGCUUUGCGCUACGACCACGGCAGGUCUUUGAAACAUCAGCUUUCGACAAAUUCUUUCCCAAUGAAACCUCCUCGGUAUUCUCAUACUUUAGCGGUUUCGAAUGCUUCAGAAAUCCCCACUUGCCAGUUGGUAAGCGCACUUUCGAAUGCAGUGUGGCUUGCGUUGUUACACCAACCAUUGUUCAACUUCUUCCACAUCUCACCGAAUUCAAAUAUCGUGAACUGGAACUACAGCGGCGUAUUAAACAUUUGGUAAAAACUUCACCGCCACUCACCGAUUUCGAACCGCGCACAAUUUGCCUCGCGCAAUACCCCAAGGAUAAGAAGUGGUACCGCUCAGUCAUACGCUCUCAUAAUCCGGUCGCGAAGCAAGUUGAUGUACUUUUUGUCGAUUACUUGAAUACCGAAUCAGUGGCAAUCACUCACCUCAAGCAAUGCCCACUCGAAUUGAUUAAUUGGCCACUGCGCACAAUACGCGCAAGUCUACAUGGUUUGAUACCGAAUCCGCGCUUACGCGAAAAGGACAUACGGCAGGCAUUACAAAAUGUUGUGCUCAAGCGCACAGUGAUUGGACGUAUCGUCAAGGAGUCGAAGCAUUUGGACAACACGACAUCUGAUGUGAAUAUUAGUAAAUUUGCAGGUUCGGAAGAGGUUGGAGAAAUGUGUGCGGGCAGUCAUCAGCAGGACUUGGAUGAUAUUUUGGAAGUGAACUUAUACAAUAACGAUGUGGAUAUACAAAAUAAGAAUUAUACCCUCGCAUAUGAGGCACUCAUACAAGACAGUUUCUAUUCGUAUAAGAAUGCAUAGAUGUGGAUGUCUGCAAAGGGUUUUUGCAUAACACAAGAUAAUCCUUAUUCCAUAAUCAAUAAUCCAUUUGGCAUUUAUGCUUGAAUUACCGUAAUAAUUUAAUUAUUUUAUAUAUACAUUUUAUAUACAAAUACAUCUACAAGGAUUUCACUACUUCAUUAUUUUUGUUCUGAAUACCGCAAUAGAAUUUAUUGCGUUGAAAUUAUUCAACAUUCCCUAUUACUUUGUUAUUUUUUAUUCUUACUGGAAUUUACUUGU
Molecule: messenger RNA, 5481 nt
Organism: Anastrepha obliqua
Lineage: Eukaryota; Metazoa; Arthropoda; Insecta; Diptera; Tephritidae
Exons: 11
Coding region: 1-5223 (1740 amino acids)
Source: RefSeq, a predicted model, not a curated record